Messenger RNA from Neurospora hispaniola, 1143 nucleotides. RefSeq lists its product as uncharacterized. Lineage: Eukaryota; Fungi; Ascomycota; Sordariomycetes; Sordariales; Sordariaceae. The coding region runs from base 1 to 1143 and encodes 380 amino acids. The transcript is spliced from 2 exons. The record is from RefSeq and is a predicted model, not a curated record.
AUGGAAAACUCGGCCUUGCCACAUCGCAACGUGGUCAACAUCGACCCCGAGGGAGAUCUCUUGUUGGACGUAGGGGGAGACGAAGACUCUGAAUCGUCCCAGCCACAGCGGCUACGUGUCUGCUCCUCCACGCUCCGCCGUCAUUCGCCAGUCUGGAAACAGAUGCUUUUUGGUCCUUGGACGGAAUCAAAGCCAGCCAAUGUCAAGUCCGAGGAGUGGAUUGUAAAGCUUCCUGGAGACUCUGUCAAACCACUGCAGAUUGUCCUGAACAUCAUACACGGACGGUUCAGCCAGAUUCCUCACUCUCUCGAUCUCGAUGAGCUCUACAACCUUCUCAUUUUCACCAACAAGUACGAUUUAACUGGCACUUUGAGACCAUGGUGUGUACAGUGGGCAGUGGUCGCCCACGGGGACCUAUUUUCGGAAGACACUCUUAAGUCCUUGUUUGUUGCAUGGGAGCUAGGAGAUGAGAACCUCUUCGCUCUGAGGAUUGAGGAGAUCUCCGUCAAUACCAGCCCCCAAGACAGCUUCCCGUCCAUUCAGGCAGUGAACCUUUUCAGAAAGCCCGGUCUGGCAGGAGGUUCUGAGGCUGAAGAUGAAGAGUGGAUUGUUCUUGAGCAUCAAGAUUACCUCGGUCCACAUGAUAUCAUUGAUGUCCUACUAUCAAUUCGAAAGAAAGUGCUCUCCAUGAUUGCCAUGGCUGUUGAUGAUGACGUGGUAUCUCGGCGAUAUCCACCUCUUGGAACGGCCUGUUCUGCUUCUCAAAAUCAUAACAGUGGGAGGGUGAGGGGCACCGCAACCCUUUGUGACGCGGCCAUCUUCGGCGGUCUUCUGAUCCACAUGGACCAGCGCCUCACGAACAGAGGUACCAUCAAGACGGACAGCGUUGUCCAAGUGGCAGCUUCCGUAUUCUCGAACAUAAAGUUGAUCGAGGUUCUGCCAAAUCAUACGCAGUGUUCCUUGCACAGAAAGUAUGAGGCUCUUGACCAGGAGAUACAUGAAAGACUUCCUGGUCUUGUGGCGGAGCACAUUAAGCCGGCCCACAGAAAGUACAUGGAAAAGCAGAGGAACAAGACAGGCAUCGAGUUGUCUUCACAAGCAGAAAGAAAGCAGACUCAAGCUAGUACCCGUCGGUAUUGGUGA